AUGAGUAACCUUAGUACUCCUGGUAGUCAUGAAGGACGACAACCAACAAUGUUAGAGUCUUGGACCGGCGUUAAACUUGAAAGUUUGCCCAAUGAUGUUAGAAGAAACUUUACAAAGAUAGACCCUAGACUACCUAUUGAUAUAAAAAAUAUUGCACUUUGGAUAAAAGAAGAAAAAAAUUUAAUUAUAAGUCUACAAAAUGCUUCAAAUGAAAGAAAAGGAGCAAGCAAAUGUCUUGCUAUUUGGGGAAAAGAUAGCGGGAAUGAUAUUGCUGAUGUAACUGAGAAAUUAUCAGAAUUAUUGAAUAGAGUUGCAGAUGUUGAAAUACAACAUCGAAAAAUUCUUAAAGAAAUUCGUGAAGCUGAAGAACGUCUUAUUGUGCCAAGAGAAAGAACAAGAAAAAUUAAUGAAGAGAGAGCAAAAAUAUUGAAAUCGCAUCCAAAAUCUCCACGCAUUAAAGAACUUGAAGAAGAUUUGCGUCGUGUAAAACUAGAUUGUACUGCAGAUGAAGCAGAUGUUGGAAAUCUUAAAAGAAGAAAAUUGAAAGAUUCUAUGAUCUCAUAUCUAGGUGCGACUUUUGAGGCUGCUGAAAAAAUUGCACUUAUUAGUGGAUUUGGAUGGGACCUUUUGUCGCAUAUUGAUUCACAUAAAGAACUUCCUGGUGAAGGAAGGCCACAAUACAAUGGUUAUCAGGCUACUGCACAAAUUCUUAAGGAUUGUCAAAUUGCUUUACAUCGUUGGCAAGAACCACAAUAUGACAUUAAACCACUUAUACCUGGAUUAACAAAUACUGCUUCCGCAGUAUUAGCAGCUCAAAAACAAGAAUAUGAAGCUAAAUUGAAUCAACUGACCAAUUCUAUGAAGACCUUGAAAGAUGAACAUGACAUUGCAGUAACUGAAUUUGCUAGCAAUUUAGAAACUAAUAGACAAGAAUAUGAAAAACAAAUCCAUGACUAUGCAAAUGCAUUAACUGAACAAAAGAGAGCAUAUGAAGAACAAUUGAAUGAAAUAUCCAAUGCGUUAAAUUCCAAUAGACAGAGUUCCGAGGCUAAAGUCAAUGAAUUGACUAGUAAAUUGAAUGCACUUAGUGCUCAAAACCAAGAACUUGAUGCAAAACAUGCCUCUGAUCUUAAAUCACACGAAGAACAAAUUAAUCAAUUAAGUAUUUCAUUAGGUGCUCAAAGGAAACAGUACGAUUCACAGUUAAAACAAUACAACAAUAUAAUUACUGAAAAACAUGAAUAUGAAGUUGCUCUAAGUGAACGAGAUGCACUUAUUGCUAAACUUCAAGGUGAUGUCAAUAGUGUUGUAACUGAAAAAGAAAAAUUAACCAAUUUGGUAAAAGAUUUGGAGGAUGCAUUGAAAUCCAAAUCUUCUACAACUGAAGAGAAAGAUAAGAAGAUUAAUAAACUAGAAGAUGAUAUUUCUGGAAUAAAAAAUCAACUAUCUAAUUUAAAUAUAACCUCUUCACAAAUUCCAGAAUUAUCAUCUCCAAUACUUAAUCGUAGUCUUACAAAUAAAACUUUAUCAGCAUCUAGUAAUGAUUUGUCUCCUAGUUCUGCAACUAGCAAUUCGCCACCUUCAUCAAACCCACAAUCAGAAAAUCAAAACUCUCUCCAAACUAUAGGACCUCAAUUUCAACAAGGUUUCGGAAAUGUAUCUUCUCCACCUUUGCAUCAAAAUACCAUGUAUGGUGGUCAACAAUUUUAUCAACAGCCUUUUUAUCAACCUCAACAAUCUUAUUACGGUCAAGGUCCUCAUCCUGCUCAAUCAAUACCAUAUGGAUUCCAACAACAGCAACAAAUGAGUUAUGGGCCCAUUCCACCACCUCCACAACAACAACCUCCACAAGGAGAAGGCCAACAACAAGGUCAAUUUACUGGUGGUUUCUACGUAGCUUCUCAACUUCCCGAUGAUGCUCCGCCAGCAUAUGAUGGUCCGCCUGAAGGAUUUUCCGAUGACAAAAAGAAAUGA
Messenger RNA from Entrophospora candida, 1974 nucleotides. The record is from the annotation of a GenBank genome assembly. NCBI's taxonomy places the organism in Eukaryota, Fungi, Glomeromycota, Glomeromycetes, Entrophosporales, Entrophosporaceae.